CGUUCCCGCUGAACUGUGUGGAAGUUUCCCUGCAAGUUGAGAAAGACAAGAGGACUGUAGCGAGCGGAGCGACCCAAGUAACUGCGAUAAAGAAGAUACAAGAAAAAAAACAACAACCUGGAAUGGAAGCGUACAUUAAUCAAUGUUUGCUGUAAUAUUUAAAAGUGAACUCUGCUUGGUGCUUGUGGGGUUAACUCGCUGGAGUAGUCAAGUCGUCUGCGUCAGGCUGGAAGUACUGACUGACCUUUGAAUUUUGAGUCACUGGAAGUAAAUACGUCACAGCCUGACUGAGCAGGCCCACUGUCACCCCUCCCUCACUAUCCUGACACAGCCUCUAUGCUUAUCAACUUGAGUGUUGCCUGCAAGGAACCUCGUGCCUUUCAUGGAACACUCCCUGAACCUCCCUCCGCUGUGGAAGUGACAGCCAUGGAUUCACGUCCAGUGCUGGUCGCUCCUCUGCCACCUCCCCCGGCCCCUCCGCCGCCUCCGCCGCCUCCUCCGCCUCCACCUGGCUCUCCUUCCUCCUCCUCACCUUUUAGCCGGACAGACAGCGCCCGUCGCAGCCGGCUAAGGAAGCUGAACUGGGAGCGGAUCCCUAAAGAGAAGGUGGAGGGGAGGAAGAGUGUGUGGAGUGGGGCAGCCCAGGACGAGGAUGAGUUCCCAAUUGACCUUCACUCUCUGGACGAGCUGUUUGGACAGAAGGACAGUAAGCCUCAGGACAGAACGGGCACCUUAAGGCGCAGGUCUUCCUUGCUGCGCUGCAGAUCUCCACAGGACAGCCCAGAGGAGAUCUCCCUGUUGGACUCCAAACGCAGCAUGAACAUUGGAAUAUUUUUACGCCAGUUUAAGAUGCCUGCUAAGGAGAUAGUUGAAGAUAUCAGGCAGGGUGCUGGGGACCGUUACGGAGCGGAGAAGCUCACAGAACUCUGCAAACUGCUGCCUGACAGUGAGGAGGAGUCUCGCCUGAGGAAGUUCAGUGGGGAGCGGAGCUGGCUUGGAGAGCCUGAUCUUUUUCUACUGCUGUUAGUGGAAAUCCCCAGCUUUCGGCUACGUCUGGAUGCCAUGAUCCUGCAACAAGAGUUCGACCCUGCUGUGACCUCUCUGUGUGUGGCAGCCAGAUGUCUGAGGGAGGCGGCCAGAGAACUGCUGAGCUGUCCUGAAUUACACUCUAUCCUACGUUUGGUGCUGAAAGCAGGAAACUAUAUGAAUGCUGGUGGAUAUGCUGGGAAUGCCGCUGGUUUCCGGAUUUCAUCGCUUCUCAAACUGGCUGACACCAAAGCCAACAAGCCGGGCAUGAACCUGCUACAUUUUGUUGCCAUGGAAGCUGUGAAAAAGGACCAGAGUUUACUGUCAUUUCCCAGCCAACUAGGCCAUGUUGGCUCCGCCUCCAGGUUGUCUGAGGAGUCUGUGCUUGAGGACUUAUCCAAGUUAAAAAGCAGAGUGGCAUCCCUCAAGGCAAACAUCCAGACUGAGGCAGAGACCCAGCAGCAUACAAAACCUUUCUUAGAGAUGGCUGAGGAACGUCUGAAGGAGGCAGAGGAUGAAGUAGAAGGUAUGAGGAUGUCAAGUCAGGCACUGGUGGAGUUCUUCUGUGAAGAUGACAGCACAUUCAACGUGGAGGAGGCCUGCAGGGUCUUCCAUUCGUUCUGCCACCGCUUCCAGAGAGCUGUCCAGGAAAAUGCAGAGAGGGAACUGAAGGAACGGAAACGGCUGGAACGUCAACGUGAGAUUGGGGAAAAGCGUCGCUCUCUGGCUGUUUGUACGGGGCUGGACCUCAGCCUCAGCCAAGCCAGAGAACCUCAGAGUCAGGGAGACCAAGACGAACUGGAAAAACUUUUGGAGAAGAAUUUGAGCCACACUUGGAGUCGACGUAGCCUGAGAAGCUCCGACUCCCGCAGACUUUCCCAGAACCUCCCCAAAGACACCCAUUUCCAAAACUCUUCCAUGCUGAAAGGCUUCCCUGAGCUUGGCAGCAGCCCGACGUCGACCAGUUAUCACUCCAACAGCUCGUCUGACCACGAGUCCUCUGCUGUGCUUUGUAGCUCUCCAGAGACUGACGACGCAUUUUCCCCAAUUGACAGAGAAACCUUUCUGGGUAGGAGGAGCAGGUUUCAGCGCAGCAAAGCGACAAGCUGGGGGAAGGAAAUGGUUCAGGACUCGGACGCUGCUACAUUUAGCUGUUCACAGAUUGGUAGUGGCUUCACAGUGAAGCAUCAUGGACCUGAGAGCAUUUCUUACGUUCUGCAAGGCCAACCGAAGGCAGCAGCACUUCUGAAAGAAUCAGAGGUUUCACAUGAAAACUUGGUUUCAAUGAGUGCUUCAUCUUCACCCAGUUCCUGUCCUGAGUCUGGUGCUAUCCCCCCUGAUACGCCUUCCCUGUGUGUCAAAACACAGACCUCCACUUCUGGACAAAAAAUCGGCCAGCCAGUGACAGACAGUACUGUAUCUAUCCAGAGUAAAGCUAAAGAGCCUUGUUUUGAGGGGUCUUUACCUUGUUCUCCUCACACAAGGGGAACAGUUGCGCAAAGUAAAAGAAGUGCAGGGUCGUUAAAGCACCACAAAUCUGAAAGCCAAUCACAUUCAUCAAUGAAUGCUCCAGAGAGGGUCCAGCCCCAACCACCGGCAAAAGAGACACCCACAAGGACAACAAACGCUGUGCUUUCUUCCCCUGAUGUGGGUUUAAAAAAGCACUCGAGCACAAAAGUGGUGUCCACACCAGUGGAGGAGAACUGGAUGCACUCCAGUCUACCAGAGUUCAGCCAAUCACAGCCUGAGGAGUGCUCAGCCCUGCCAAGUCCUGAGAGAGAGAUGGCGCAGCCGUACUCCAGAGUGGGCGAAUCACUGGAGUGCCACACUCUGGUAAAAGGCCUCCGAUCCUACGACGCCUUGUCACCGCCGACCUCCCCGCUUCCACGGCCUGCCCCCAGCCUCUGCUCCAAGUGGAGGAAAGAGAGGGAGGUUGACCUCCGAGAGGCGACAACUCCAGGAACUCCUACAUCAAAAGAAGAUCCUCGAGCCUCGAAGACCCCUGUGCGUAGUGGAAUAGGGGCUAAAAGGGGCCUUGUGUCCCGUGCAGGACCUUCCAAUGGCACAGGGAUUCCCAGGGUGCGCUCCAAAACUGAGCCUUCAAAUGGAGCCCCAACCUCUGCUCAACCACCCACACCCAGUCGGCCGUCUACUCCUCGUAGCAUAUCGAUGCGCUCCUCUGCUAUCACGCGGUCAGCUGCUGUUCAGACAGAAGGGAAGCGCAGUCAUAGCACACGAGAGAGAACUGUAAGUGAGCAACAGACUCCUGAAAAGCCCAACUUAACCCGCAGGACCUCGGAAAGAUCCCUACCAGAGAAAAUCUCCGGUAGCAGCCAGCCAGCCUUCAUCAGAGGGACUCCUCUAAGGGUGUCCAAACGUGUCGCUCCAAAUUCUGAGACUCAGGCACCCUCACAGCCGCGCACUGCCCACAGCCCGUCCUCUGCCACAGCCAAGACUAUCCGCACGGCAGUCAUAUCUGCUGCUCGAAAUAAAACUGCCAAGACAACAAGCACCAGCAGCUCUCCUACUAGCUCUAAAAUACCCUCAGCGUCACGUAUUCCCAAAAUGCCUCGAGCUGCUGCAGCACAGCCGCUGUGGAAGUGAACAAGUGCCUGUACUGCACAGGGUUUUCACCCUUUUCAUUUCUGUUUGGAUCCGCGUCCUUGGAUGUUUCUUCAAACCAGUUUUAAUUUCAGAUGAAUAUUCAUGAAGAGUGUGAGUCAUCAGUCAGAUUUCUGGUCUUCUAAAUUCAGCUUCUCUCAAAUGUGCAUGUAUUUCUGGGUGCUUGGGUUUCCAAUAUGUGAAAUGGAGCUGCACUAAAAGCGAUGGGGGCAUUUUCAUCACAUCUGCUUCAUCUCACAAACUCAAAGUAGAUGCUGCAAAUCCUACCUCUUUUGCUCACAGUUGUGUCCUUUGCAGGCGAUAGGACACUACAAGAAGACUAGACUACAGUCAUUUUCACAUGUUGAACAGGUCAACACUGAUUUAGCGUCUGUUAAACACUAAAAAGUGACAAUACUGUGUGCCUGUCUUGACAAGUAUGCUUUGUAAGAACUGUAACUUGGGACACUAUUGCAAUCUGGAGUAUCAAAAAAGGAAGUUUUUUUGGUUUUAAUAAAUUGCCCAAAUGUUUUGCAUACUGUGAGCCUCCUACCCCUAGAGACCGCUGUGUUCUCACAUUUGUCUGCCUUACAAACUGGCCCGAACUCGGUACUAUAUUGAACUGUUAAUCCCCUUGUUGAGAGGUCUCAUUGUUCUGAUGCACUUUACAAACUGAAGAAGAGGCUUCGAGGAGACGACUUCUGUAAUUUUUGUUAUUUUAUGUGAAAAGAUUCUAUAACUUUAUUGAAUAGCAUUGGUUGUUCAUUGUAUUAUGUGGUUUGAUAAAAAAAAGAGAUGAUGAAUAAAGACCGUAAUAUGA
Messenger RNA from Labrus mixtus (cuckoo wrasse), 4447 nucleotides. RefSeq names its product FH2 domain containing 2 (gene fhdc2). Lineage: Eukaryota; Metazoa; Chordata; Actinopteri; Labriformes; Labridae. The transcript has 12 exons. The record is from RefSeq and is a predicted model, not a curated record. The coding region runs from base 337 to 3630 and encodes 1097 amino acids.